GGAAAGAGAGAGAGAGGUUGGCAGACAAAGGGACUCGGGUUUCAAUCAAACUCACCACUGCAGAAAGGACUCAGCCUUUACACAUGGUUCACAAAAAAUCACCACUUAACUGCUGAAUAAAUCUAUAAAAAUGGGGAACGUACCAUCAGAAUGUAACAUGGGCGACCGCCUGAGAUGCUGCAAGUGUUAUAAAGUCCUGCCUCCUUGCACAUCCUUUGAUAAUCUCUCCAAAAGUACUGUUCAUGGGCGGUACGUCUAUGUGUUCAAUGGAGGUGAAUACUACAGACCAGUUGGCGCCGAUAAUAUGUACGAGUGUGAAUACUGCUUUAAUAAACCAAUCAGGGAUCAAGAGCAGAUGAGGAGAGAGGAGGAGAAGAAGAGAGGAGGAGAGGAGAGAGAGGAGGAGAGGAGAAGAGAGGAGGAGAGGAGAAGAGAAGAAGAAAGGAGAAGAGAGGAGGAGAGACAAAAACUGGAUCAAAGACUACAAGAAUCGCAGCAACAAGCCAAAGAGCAGCAUGAGAAACAACAGAGCAGCCACAUUUCAGAAGAAUAUGAGUCCAAGCGAGAUGUUCAGAUGUGGCAUCUGGAUGAGUUUGAGGCUAAGUAUGAAUCAGGCAGGGAUGAGCUUCUAGAAAUCCUCUCUAAGAAAUGCAGUUCCCCUGUUCCAGAUCUGAGUCUCACUCAGCUGACAGCAGACCAGCAGCGGGAGAUCCUGUCAGUCCUGGACAAACUUCUGUUUGAUGAAUGGAUCAGUGCUCCCCCGUCCCUCAGCACUCUGCAGCACACUCAGGUGUUCAUCACAGAGCUGUGUGCCCUGUCUCUGGAGAUCCCCGAGGGAGUUCCCCUACAAAGCAUCUCCAAUCAGGUGCAGUCCCUGGUGGACUCCAUCAGCCAAUCAGCACGCAAUGCUUUUGAGAGUCUCCUGCUGACUCAAGCCCUGUACCUGAACCUGAUGCACUUUUUCACUGACUGUAGCAGCUCUGAUACUGACGCAGUCCUCAUAGCCAAACAGUGGGCUGGAGAUAAGCUUUCCACUGAGAACCUCUGUCUUAUAGAAUUCCUGAGCACCCUCGCAUCAUCACUGCAGAAUGUAGUGGGAAGAGCCUCUGUGUUCAUUUUAAAGAUAGAAAUCCAGUGCUUGAAGCUUCUCUUAUCCACACUCACACAUCUAACCGGCAAAGAAACCCACUCAGAAUCCACUGAGAUGCUCCUCAGACUUGUGCAAAGAAACCAAUGGACCCCAACGGAGACAGUGACUCUGCUCAAAGCACUGUCACAGAAAUAUGCAGAGGAUGUUUCAAUAACUGAAGUCCUUAAGCUGGUGCAAGCUUAUGACAUAUCACCAGAGUGGACGGAUGAGUCCGGACGCACUCUCGUCCAGGCUCUGGACUUUGCUGGCCCUGAGAGAUUCCAUCAGGAUUUCCUAAAUACUCUCAGAAGGAACGAUGAGAGCAGUCUACCUGCAGCUCUAGCAGAAGUGAAGAUGUUAUGGAAUUUAGAUGAUUCUGUGGUUGAUAUGAUAAAAAACAUUACCACUGGUGUCCUGCAGUACGCAGAAAAUGCACCUAAAGAUGCACCAUUUGUGAAAGAUUCCUUCACACGUGAUCCCUUGAAUGCAGACGACCUACAGAAGUCUCUGUCUCAGCUCUGCAAAGCAGUUUUUGACACCAAAGGCUGGUGGCCCACAGUGAGGCAGAUGCUGCGGUGGUGUGCAUUGGUGCUGACUCAGAAGAGUGGAGAGCUACAACUGGUUGGUGUGGAAGAAGACCCAUGUGUCACAGCCAUGUUUGCAGCCACACAAGUCUGCAUGGGAAACAAACUGGACAUUGUGCUGAGCGCUGAUGUUCCCUCAGAGGAGCGAACUCAGGAGUGGUCUGACUUCUACAAGCACCUGGGAAUCUCUCUCAACACAAACAUGAAGAAAACAAAUGCAUCUUACAGGGAGGUCUAUGAAGCAGACAUUGUGUACGGUACCAUCAGUGACUUCAUCUCUGAUUACUUUCAGUACGGCAUCGAGGGGAUGGGAACAGGGAACCCUCAGCUUAGACGUGGAUUUAUCAUUGAACAACAAAGUCUCAGUUCUUCCAUAAUCUGGAACUUUCCAGAUGUACGGCGAGCUAGGAAUCUGAGUCACAGCACGGACACAGAAGACCUUCAGGAGAUCCUGGCAGUCUUAUGCAAUGCUGUAAACCUGUGCCAGGCUGAAGGGAAGUGGUGGCCCAGAACCACCCAGAUGAUCAGCUGGUGCCUCUUGGCCUUGUCUGACACUGGGAUUCUCCUGGAGAUGGGCACUGGAGAAGGGAAGUCUUGUGUCAUAGCAAUGUUUGCAGUGCUGCGUGCGCUUAGGGGUGAAAAAGUAGAUGUGGUGUCCAGCUCUUCUGUGUUAUGUCAAAGAGAUGCAGAAGAAUGGACCAACUUCUACAAGUACUUUGGCUUGACAGCUGACACAAACACAAAUAAAACCCAAGAUAAAGAUCGCAAAGAAUGCUACCAGAAGGACGUGGUCUAUGGCACUAUCGAAGCCUUCGCUGCAGAUCACCUUCGCCAGAUAUUUGAGAUGAAGGAUGUGAGGCCUGAUCGCAGCUAUCAGUGCAUCAUAAUCGACGAAGUGGACUCCCUGCUGCUGGAUCAGGGAGUGCAGCUGACCUACCUGUCCAGCCCCAUGGUCUGCAUGCAGCACCUGAACAUCAUCCUGGCCAUGAUCUGGGGCCACGUCAGCCAGUACGGCUUCCUGUCUACAGGAGACCAGACAUUUGUCCGGGGUCCUCCUGCUUCAUUCUUCAAGGCCAUCUUUGACUCAAUAGACACAGAAGAAACUGACAUUAAUGAUCCAAUGGACAUUUUACGUAUCGCUGAAGAAACCAACACUGUGCCAAGUGGAUUUACAGAUGAUACCUACAAAAGUGAAAAGGAUGAACUUCUGAUCAAACUGAAAACUGUGAGUCAGGAUGCUGUGGUAGAGUUUUUCAAAGAAAUUGAGGACUAUGUCCCCUAUGGUUUCACUGUUUACACUUUAGACGACAAGGGAUUGCUCCGUCUUAGAAAACGCAGCCCGUACAACAACAAGGACAUUCCAGAGCUUAAAUUUCUUGUCUUGGAGGAAGGCUUGUGUUGUACUCUCUAUGAUUCAGAAGAAAUUCUCAUCAAGCCCAUUGCAGAAUUAAUCUCAGAGAAGAUUCAGUACACCCCAUAUACAAACAAUGAAGACAAAAUCAGCAUUCCUGGAUUCUUGAAGAAUCUGGUGGAGAAGAAAGUGUCAAUGUGGGUUCAGAAUGCCUUUCUGGCAAUGCAGCUGAAGCAAGGACGGGAAUAUGUUGUAGAAAACGACAACGUCUGUCCAGUGGAUUUCAGAGAUGGAAGAGCAGCCCUGGUGAUCUGUGAAACUAUCAACAAAGCCAAAGAGAUCUACGAAGAGCUGAAAAGCAGCAUCCCAGGUGAGAUCAUUCUCUACUGCCGCAGCGACAAAGACAGUUUGAGCAAAAUAGAAAGGAACUGCUACCUGGUGAUGUCAUUGUUGCCACAAACCUAG
Messenger RNA from Micropterus salmoides (largemouth bass), 3529 nucleotides. RefSeq lists its product as uncharacterized. Gene Ontology annotation, molecular function: ATP binding; ABC-type protein transporter activity. Gene Ontology annotation, cellular component: membrane. The coding region runs from base 131 to 3529 and encodes 1132 amino acids. Gene Ontology annotation, biological process: protein import; protein targeting. The transcript has 4 exons. The record is from RefSeq and is a predicted model, not a curated record. Lineage: Eukaryota; Metazoa; Chordata; Actinopteri; Centrarchiformes; Centrarchidae.